This is a messenger RNA of Arxiozyma heterogenica, 636 nucleotides long. RefSeq names its product Srl1p (gene SRL1). The transcript has a single exon. The record is from RefSeq and is a predicted model, not a curated record. Lineage: Eukaryota; Fungi; Ascomycota; Saccharomycetes; Saccharomycetales; Saccharomycetaceae. The coding region runs from base 1 to 636 and encodes 211 amino acids.
AUGAUUUUUAAAAAAGUUGCUAUUUUAUUUGCAUUUGGUGCUACUGCUGUCAAAGGUUUGUAUUCUAACAAUACUGCUACUCUUACAACUAACUCUAACAUCUUUGGCACUACAACCAUUACACCAGAUUAUUCUGUUGAACCGGUUGAAAAUGUGUCUACUUACGCUGAUUCUACUACUACUUUUUAUGUUACCAAUACGAUUUACAAGACUUAUUAUUACACUAAAAACCCCAUUGUUUCUGGUACCAUGACUUCUUCUUCGUUCUCAACAAAUCAUGAAACUAUUGCUUCAACCAAUGCUGCUGUGACCAACGCUCCUUCCUUUAUUGAUAGACAAGUUGCAAAUGCUUCUCCAACUAUGCCAUUAUAUACCAACUCUACCACUGUAAACAUCGACCACACCACCACUACCAUCACUUCUACUCUCUUGACCACAGUGAUUAGUUCAAUUCAUAACAGUAACACCAACAAUAAUUCUACUUUAAGAUGUGUUCCAAAGACUGAAUAUGUUACUAUAACUGCUUUUCCAGAGGUUCAAUAUGUUACUGUCACUGAAGACGCCAAAACAUCAUAUGUAACUAUUACAAUUCAACCUACUGGUGCAUUCUGGUCAAAUUCUACUGUUGUUAACUAG